AUGGCAUCAGACAACAUUCACAAUGAUAAGUCGCAGGAUGAUCAACACCAAGAACUGUCCCCGGCUCAGCAGCCGAAGCCCUAUCUGUACGGGUGGCGUCUCUACUUGGUCCAGUUCAGUCUAUAUCUGGGGCUCGUCCUGAGCAUCAUGGACUCGUCUGCUGUGUCCACCGCCCUCGUCACCAUUGGCGACCAUUUCGAUGACUUUACACGCAUCCAAUGGGUAGUUUUAGCCUACAUGUUGACCUAUCUUGGCUUUGCCUUGACAUUCUCGCGAAUGAGCGAUGUCAUUGGUCGGAAAUGGGCAACUAUCACCGCCCUUGUUUUUAUCGGCGCAUUUUCAAUAGGCUGUGGCUGCGCCCAAACCAUAGAGCAGCUGAUUGCCUUUCGUGCUUUGCAGGGUAUCGGCGGCGCCGGCUUAUACACAAUGGCUAUGAUUGUCCUGCCCGAGGUCACUCCCCCGAAGAAUAUUCCUUUGAUGAGCGGCUUGAUCGGUGGCGUAAGUGUUGUAUCGGCGGUAUUGGGACCGGUUGUAGGCGGCGUUAUCACGACCCGUUCGACAUGGCGCUGGGUUUUCUGGUUCAAUAUCCCCGUUGCUGGAUUUACUCUGGCUCUUAUGCUCCUUUUCUGUCCCGAUUUCAAAUACCAAGGACGUAUGAGCUGGAAGCAGUUUGACUUUUUCGGCUGUAUGAUCUACCUCGCAACGUGCGUCCUAUUGAUCACCGCUCUCCAGGAAGCCGGUGCUGGUACCAUAAACUGGGAUUCGGCUGCAUUUAUUGUUUGCGUGAUUCUGGCUGGCCUGACAUUUAUUGGCUUUGCCUUGUGGAUCACAUAUCUGUCUCGAGGUACCCAUUACACGAUCCCGCUAUUUCCGGCACGCAUCGUCAAGCAUCGCAUUAUGUUUUCGACCAUAAUGGUUUCUACUUGUGUUGGCUUUGUGUUUUAUUCAAUACUGGUGCAGCUACCAGAACGAUUUCAGAUAGUCAAUGGAGACUCUGCAGAGAUGUCUGGCGUUUCGCUUUUGGCCCUCUCAGGCCCAUCGGCAGUUGGCUCAUUCCUAGGUGGCGCGUUAUCCAGCAGAAAAAACAACACGUUCUACACUAUCAUCGCCGGAUGCAGUUUUAUCCUGUUGGGCAAUGGGUUAUUUCAUACAAUCGGACCUAGCCAUUCCAUUCCGGCUAAAAUGUAUGGAUACGAGGUUAUAAUGGGCGUUGGCUUUGGAAUGAUCUUCUCCACCACCACCGUCUUGAUUAAGCUACACGCCGAACGGGAAGAUACCGCAUCGGCACAAGGCCUCAUGUCCCAAGGCCGCCUCCUCGGGGGCAAUAUCGGCCUAGCAAUAGCCACCAUCGUGCUCAACCAACAACUCAUCUCCGACCUAAGCGGCAUCGUGCCACCAGACGAGAUUGACAACCUCCGCCAUUCCCUGCUAGCCAUCUCCUCACUUACCCCCGAGCAGGCGGAAGUGGUACAACAGGCGUUCGCGGAUGCUUUUAAGACGCAACUCGUGAUCAAUAUGGGUGUUGCGGGCGCUGCGUUUCUGUUCGCGCUGGGCACAUGGGAACGACAUCCAACCACUUUUGCGCAGGUCUUGCAGCGAUAUGAGGAUGAUGAAAAUGCUUCUAUGGCAACUGCUGCUGUUCCUGGUCAGAGUGACGACAGUCCCAAUUCCCCAAGUAAAGAAGAAUCUGCGUAG
Messenger RNA from Talaromyces atroroseus, 1695 nucleotides. RefSeq lists its product as hypothetical. The coding region runs from base 1 to 1695 and encodes 564 amino acids. Lineage: Eukaryota; Fungi; Ascomycota; Eurotiomycetes; Eurotiales; Trichocomaceae. Gene Ontology annotation, molecular function: transmembrane transporter activity. Gene Ontology annotation, biological process: transmembrane transport. The record is from RefSeq and is a predicted model, not a curated record. The transcript has 8 exons.